This is a messenger RNA of Porites lobata, 2451 nucleotides long. Lineage: Eukaryota; Metazoa; Cnidaria; Anthozoa; Scleractinia; Poritidae. The record is from the annotation of a GenBank genome assembly.
AUGUCGAAUAACGAGGAAAAAAAAUCCUCUAGCUCGCAGGAUUUGGAAUUGCCAGAGGUAAAUAACUGCUCCUUGCCUGAAAUCCACCCAUACACACAUCGACAACCAAGCUUGGUUUGGCUUUUCGUCGACUUUUUGUGUUUGGCUGCAGUUGGAUUUACGUGUCUUGGGUUCAAGCUCGCAGCAACGCCAUACAAGCGUGGAUUCUACUGUGACGAUGACAGCAUAAAUAAGCCUUACAAAGAAAGCACAGUUCCCUCUUCAGUAUUGUAUUCCGUAGGCUUUGCUGUAGCGUAUCUUGUGAUUCUGGUAACUGAAUGCUUCCACCAGAGACAAGAGAAAUCUUCUAAAAGGACUAGACGCGAGAAAGAGCAUUACAAAUUCGGUUCGCUGUUGUUGAACUCUCUACAUGUUGAACUGCUCAGAUUAUUUAUUUCUUUUGCUUUUGGUGGCUUGAUCACAAUUUUUGCUACAGAUGUUGGUAAAUACACGGCUGGAAGAUUACGACCCCAUUUUCUGUCCAUCUGCAAGCCGCCUUCCUCCGUGUUUAUCAACUGCAGUCAUAAUUACAUCUUAGAUGACGUUUGCACUGGCGAUCCUGGUCUGUUGAGAGAGGGAAGAUUGUCUUUUCCCUCAGGGCAUGCUUCUUUUUCAGGUAUUUUAAUGUUGAAACAUUUAUGAAUUGCCCAUUGUAAGGGCAUCCAAAUUCCGGAAUCGGGAAUGAAAUUUUAACUUGUGGAAUCUGAAAUCCAGGGCUUGGAAUCCUGUUUAAGGCUCAGGGAAUCUGGAAUCUCACUAAUGAUUGAAAUCCAGAAUCCAAGUUCAACUCACCAGGUAUCCAGAAUCCAGUACCUGGUAGGCUGCAUAACAGUAGUCUCCUUUGCAGCUGUUAUUUGGCAAAGGCAAAGGAGACUAGCAUAACAGGCACUUUAUGAGCCAAGCAAGGCAAACACAGUAUUUUGCGUGAAGCAUGAAGCAUGAAACAAGUUCAAAGUGCGAUUCCCCUCCCCUCAUAUCACGCUUUGCACUCGUUUUGUGCAAAAUGCUGUGUUCACCUCCCUUGGCUGAUAAAGCACCUGUUAUGCAGGCUAGUACUGGGAGUCCGGCACUCAUGGGGUAGAAUCCAAAAUCCAAGUCUCUUAUGGAUUCCCUUACAUUGGGAGCAGGGAGGGAGUGAUAUAAAUCUCUAAUUGUGAAUGUUGUAGAUGGAUAAGAUGUAUUGCGUUAGGAAGAAAUGGAAGUUGGUCACCCCUAGGACUUAAAAGUUAAUGCCAGGAUCAAUUUAUAAAACUUUUUCAAGUGUAGUUCACAGGUGUAGCUAUUGUUUUCAGUUUCUAAAACAGGGCUACACUUGUAAAUUACACUUAAAAAAGUUUUAUCAAAUUAACCCCUGAUUCCAACUCUUUCUGUCUAGCAAAGAGCUGACUGUAUCAAGCGUGGAUCUAGGAAAAAUACUCUCUGAUUUCCUAAAUGAGAUGCAAGGCUUUAGUGGGGGGGAGGGGGGGGAGGGAAGGUCCAAGGGGCAUGUUCCCCAGGGAAAUUUUUUUGAAUUUUAACUCCCUAAAGUCCCCUUUCCUGGGUUUCUGAGUCAUUCAUCCAGGGUAUUGGCCAGUUUCAUUUUCCUCGGAUGAAGCCUUGCAAAUUGGCAGAUUAUUUCAUCUCUCGAUUUCAACUUGGAAAUUUUUUUAAAUUAAAAAUGUAUUAGGACCUGCACUUGUUUAUCAGUAGAGUUUUGCUAGUAAGCCCUUUCUUAAUCCAUUUCUUUUUAAUUAUCUAGCAUAUGCCAUGACCUUUACUGUUCUCUACAUGGAGGCAAGGAUCCAUUUUCCUCAAAGCAAGUUUCUCAAGUUUUUCCUGCAGCUUGUGGUAGCUCAGUUGGGCAUCCUGUGCUCACUGUCUCGAGUAAGUGAUUACAAACAUCACUGGAGUGAUGUACUGGCUGGUCUGUUGUUGGGUAUCCUGAUCGCUGUAUUGAUAUUUGACCGCGUUGUGCAGAUGUUAAGGAAGGACACAAAGUCUAGGCAGCCAGUAACUGAGGAUAUAGUAUAACAGACCUUUUGAAGCCUCAGUUUUCGUGGCCAAACAAUUGCCAAAUACGAAUCUCUUUUUUAUGUCCAAUACAAGACUUUUUCAGAGUCUAACAUAAUUGGAGCAGCACAGUGCACACAGUAGAGACGCUAUUUCAGAUAUUUUUCUUGGUACAAGAAAGAGAAAGGACACCUUUUGGUUCUGUCCCUUUCUUUUGGUUUCACAGGAACUAUGUUAGAGGCCAUUGCUCAAUUUGUAGUUUGCAUGUCAUGGAAAAAUAAAUGUUGCAAAAUAUCAUCCUCCUAAAAUAAAAAAUUUAGGAUGUUGCGAACAUCUUAUAAAGCAAGAUACAUUUAGGAACAGUGAUUUUAAACUUACAGUAUCCCGUCACCUCACUAUGCUUCCAAACCCAAAAGUGAGUGA